CACAAUUCCUUUCAUCACAUCACGUCCCUCCGGCAGUUGUACCACUGCAGCAGAAGAUCGUCAAGAUGAUUUCCUCGUCGCUGAAGGCAGCUGCACUGGCUCUCUUGGCAGGGGCACACGUGGGCGUGUCUCAGUUCACCGACUCGUGCGACGCGUCCGCCGUGGAUGGGUACGAUUUCGAGGUCAUGCCAGAGGAUGGCUAUGAGAUCCGCUGGACGUUGAACAACGACACCAAGAUGAUAGCGAUCCAGAUGGUCACAUCGUCGGUGGCUUGGGCUGGCAUCGGGUUCCCUUCCGUAGAUCUGGACCUGGUUGGAUCCGACGUCAUCAUCGGGCUCCCGGACAACUCUUCCGUGUUGGAGUACGAGGUCUUGGGAGAGACGGCGGAAGAGGUGGUGGUGUUCGAGCAGCAAGACAUCACGGAAGCCUCGAUCGUUCAGGCCGACGGCAGCACUACCCUCUCCUUCAUCCGACCCCUGUCCCCGGGGGGCAACAAGCAGAACAUCUCGUACGUAGCGGGCGACGCGACCAAGCUAAUCUUCGGCCAGGGCGCGGACAACGAGCUCGGCGUCAUCAGCGACGUGACGUGGUCGGGCAUGAGGGUGGACCUCUACUGUGGCACCGGCGGCAUCGCCGCCCUCGCCCGAACACCGGCCCCGACCGUCGUCGGUGGAGGCACGGGGGAAACCCCUGCGCCUACCCUGGCGCCUACCGCGGCGGCCGUCGCGGAGAACGGGGCGGCGGACGGGGAGACGCCCGCGCCUACCCCGGCUGACGGCGACCGGGGGAUAACGACCACGGACGGGGAGACCCCCUCGCCCAGCGCAGAGGCCGACGGAGUGCCGGCAACGGAGGGCCCAACAACCGAGGCUGGCGGCCAGGGGGACUCGGACGGCGCGUUCCACGCCGCCGCUGGGGCCGGGUGGGCGGCGAUGGCGGCGGCAGCGACUGGCGUAGCGACGGUGCUGGCCGCCUUGUCGCUGUAACCAACCGGCGUCGCGCAGGCUUAAGAACAUGCGUGCCUUUAGUUGCUCUUGAGGGGCGGCGUGGUGAGGACCCUAGGAGUUCUGCGGGGUCUUGCUGCCCUCGAAGAAGAUCGUUGCCGCCUGCGCGCGUGCUUUACCAACCGGACGAAGUAGAUAAUAGAUGAGAGUCUCGUGGAACGCCUGCGGCGUUGCUUGGCUCGUUGUGCAGCCAGUGUUGGGUCGGGUUGGGUUGUCGGUGUUGGUGGUCGGUGUGGGGGGAAAGGGAUAUGUGGUGGAUGUGUCACGCGGGCAGCUAGCUCUGGUCGCCUUUAGCCCUUUUACCACAGCGCGCCCGUGGGGUGACAUCAAUCAAGACUGCUGCUGCUCUUCACGAUUCGUUCCGUCUUUUGAUCUUUAUAUUUGUUUCGUGUUUUGUGCCGCUCGUCUUUGUUCGGGGGUUCGAUGACUGCGUCAAGCGACCGGGCGCGCCCAUGCGUCACCGGAACCUCGGCUGUGUUGGUGCGCUGUGACGCUGCACGCGUGAACCGCAACCCUCUCUUUUUGUCUUUUUUUCCUUUAUUUUUUUCUUGUUAUUGGUAGAUCGUUCCUCCCCGUUGUACUGGUGUCUCAUCGUCUCGUAGUUUUUUCUGGAGUCUCGAUGUUUUCGUCUGCGACCCCGGAUCUUUGAGAUGACCAUUGGUGAUUUUUUCUUGUCCCAUCACUCGUAGGUCUAGAAUCAGGCCGGGUAGUUCCGCUUGAGAUUGUCGCGUGCCUUCGUCACUUGACUCCUUGACCGCACCCCCCGUGUUCGGUAGGGUACCAUGAUCGAUCUUGUCUUGUGCUGGACUAAAUCUGGUGCUUUCCAUGUAUACUGAGAACACAGAAGAAGCAGUUGGCGUCCGGCUCUUUGGAUGGAUUUGUAGAGGUCCGUAUUUUUGGUCCUGUGGCUAGAAUUUCGCGGUGGUCUCGUCGGGGCCUGCUUGCUCGUGAAUUGAGGGAUGAUAAGAUUUGAUUAUCGCUGUAGGUUUCUUUCUUUCGUGUUCGUACACAUCGCGAGGCGGUUGCAGAUUGCAGAUGCCAGGGAAACCAUGGCCCGCACAAAUAGCUUGUAGCUUGUACCCAGUUUAGUGCCGAUCACAUUUUGGUUUUUUUGAUCAGCUGAACCCGGGGACGGCGGGUGCCGCGGAUCGGAGACAAGCGCGAAAAAUACGCACACCGUUAAGAAGAAAAAAUCCUUUGAUUGAGUUGUGCGUGAGUGUCGAACGAAUGCCAACAACAAUAUUUGGUUGUUUGUUGAAUGUGUCCCGACAGACUGAAGGGAGUGGUUGCCUUGAUAUCGCAAGCAGCGGGGAACAAUGUAGAAUAGAUCAGAAUUGAAAACAAAUGUUGAGAUUGAAGUUUAUUCGCUUAGUUAGAGACAGUAUGUAGUGACCCCCCGCAUUAACGCCUCUCUUACCAUCCGU
Messenger RNA from Ectocarpus siliculosus, 2428 nucleotides. NCBI's taxonomy places the organism in Eukaryota, Phaeophyceae, Ectocarpales, Ectocarpaceae. The record is from the annotation of a GenBank genome assembly.